Molecule: messenger RNA, 513 nt
Organism: Colletotrichum paranaense
Lineage: Eukaryota; Fungi; Ascomycota; Sordariomycetes; Glomerellales; Glomerellaceae
Exons: 4
Coding region: 1-513 (170 amino acids)
Source: RefSeq, a predicted model, not a curated record
AUGGAUACAUGCACAACGUUUUCACAAGGUCAGAACCAACGAAGUGUUUUUUUUCUUCUGCUUCAGCCAUGUGCAAACGGCUGCAGAAAAGGAAAACAGGGUGCCACAGCGGGAGAAGAUGAAAAUAAACAAGAAGCGGAUCGCAGGUUCAAGAGGGAAAAUAAGCCCGAAGUUCCCCAAGCGACUAGCUAUCGUCACCAACCGGAGGUCUUUAGAAGCAAGAAGAGACAAAGAGAUGCCAAUGUGACAUCUGACACGAGGGCUUUCCCUCUCCAAGGAUCAGAACUUUUAUGCAACCAUGCGGACCACCGUAUGCGGUGGGAAGCUGCAAAACAAAUGAGAGUAUCUUCUCGCUCAGCUAGUGAAGCAGAUGCUUUCUCUAUGGCCUCUCACCACCUUAACCCAAGAAAACGCCCAGAGCUUAGAGGCGAGAAGCUGUCCCCGGUUCUCGGGCCCUGUUCCCAGCUUUUUGCUCUCGUUGAGUCGUUGAAGCAGAAGGAGGAAGAGACAUAG